AUGAGUGGAGAAAUAAUUCCACAACAACCUAUAACAACGAGUACCAUAUUGAAAGAGAUCGAGUUGGAGGUUAGACUCCAGUUACAGAAUGAGUCUUUCAAGGAAUUUAAAGCAAGUGACGAGUUUGAACACUUUUUAUUGACAAAAGUGAUUGAACAGAGUCAGAAUAAUAACCCUGUGAAUGAUCAAUCCCCACACAACUCUCCUCAUCAAUCUGAGACUGUAAGCUCUUCUAGAUCAGACAAGUCUAACUCUUCUAUUGGUUCUCCACAGUCCAGUAAUUUCUUCUCCAAGAUUUUCAAGAAGAAAUCUACAACAAGCACUGCUGUUCAAGAACCAAAAUCUGAUGAAUCAAUUACAGAUGAUGAAACGUCAGUUGGAAGUGGUGAAUCAGAAUAUAUUUACAAUCCUCAGAAUCCUAAUGAUAUCACCUUUGUGGAAAAUCUUCAGAUCAGAAAGUGGAGUAAUCAACAAGUGAUCAACUUUUUCAAAUUCAAGUUGGAUCUACCAGAAUAUACUGAUGCUUUGAAAAAGAAUGAAAUCAAAGGAAUUGAUCUUAGCUUAUUGAAAAAGGAAGAUACUCCAGAUCAAGCAGCAGAUAAGAUUGAUACUUCUGAUCUUCAAAAGAAGGUCGAUGCACUCUACAAGAAGAUAAAGAUGGUUAAACUUGGACACAAGAAAAAGCUUCAAAGAGAAGUCAAUGAAGCAAUAAUUGCCUAUCAGAAAAAGCAACAAAAAUCCAACAAGAUUUCAUCUCUUGAACGUCCAAGAAAAGUUUCUGAUUCUAUUCUUCCAAAAUCACAAAUCUCCACAUCAAUGGACGCUGACUUGACUACGAUCAUUAUCAAGUUGUGGAUUCUGCCAAUGGAUCAGAAACGAGUUUUCACUGUCAAACGUUGUAUCAAGCUUGAUCGUUUAAAAACAAUCAUUCUCAAGGAAGUUAGUGAUAUUGUAGAGAAAAAGUUUCCAUCUGAAAAUCCAACACUUUUAAUGAAUAAUCGAGUCAUUAAAACCUCAAAAGGUGACUCUCUCACUUCUAAUGAAAAACUUUACCAAUACCUAUGCUCAGAAUCUACCAGCAGUCAAUUUGUUACUCUAAAGAUUGAAUUUUAA
This is a messenger RNA of Naegleria gruberi, 1113 nucleotides long. RefSeq lists its product as uncharacterized. The transcript has a single exon. Gene Ontology annotation, molecular function: protein binding. The coding region runs from base 1 to 1113 and encodes 370 amino acids. The record is from RefSeq and is a predicted model, not a curated record. NCBI's taxonomy places the organism in Eukaryota, Heterolobosea, Eutetramitea, Acrasida, Naegleriidae.